Molecule: messenger RNA, 1461 nt
Organism: Microtus oregoni (creeping vole)
Lineage: Eukaryota; Metazoa; Chordata; Mammalia; Rodentia; Cricetidae
Gene: Eno3
Product: enolase 3
Exons: 12
Coding region: 78-1382 (434 amino acids)
Biological process (GO): glycolytic process
Cellular component (GO): phosphopyruvate hydratase complex
Molecular function (GO): magnesium ion binding; phosphopyruvate hydratase activity
Source: RefSeq, a predicted model, not a curated record
AGGGGUGAGCUGACACUGUCCCAGCUGCCACCUAGACGAGAAGCUUCAUUCAAAGUCCCAGGGAAGACGUCACAGUCAUGGCCAUGCAAAAAAUCUUUGCCCGAGAAAUCCUGGACUCCAGGGGCAACCCCACAGUGGAGGUGGACCUGCACACCGCCAAGGGUCGGUUCAGAGCAGCUGUGCCCAGUGGCGCGUCCACGGGUAUCUAUGAAGCGCUGGAACUAAGAGAUGGAGACAAAUCACGCUACCUGGGGAAAGGAGUGCUGAAGGCUGUGGAGCAUAUCAACAAGACCCUAGGUCCUGCUCUGCUGGAAAAGAAACUAAGUGUUGUGGAUCAAGAAAAAGUCGACAAAUUUAUGAUUGAGCUGGACGGGACGGAGAAUAAGUCCAAGUUUGGGGCCAAUGCCAUCCUGGGCGUGUCCUUGGCCGUUUGUAAGGCAGGAGCAGCUGAGAAAGGGGUCCCUCUCUACCGACACAUCGCAGAUCUUGCGGGAAAUCCUGAUCUCGUACUUCCUGUACCUGCCUUCAAUGUGAUCAAUGGGGGCUCUCAUGCUGGAAACAAGCUGGCCAUGCAGGAGUUCAUGAUUCUGCCAGUGGGAGCCAGCUCUUUCAAGGAAGCCAUGCGCAUUGGCGCCGAGGUCUACCACCACCUCAAGGGGGUCAUCAAGGCCAAGUAUGGGAAGGACGCCACCAAUGUGGGGGACGAGGGCGGCUUUGCUCCCAACAUCCUGGAGAACAAUGAGGCCCUGGAGCUGCUAAAGACAGCCAUUCAGGCAGCUGGUUACCCAGACAAGGUGGUAAUUGGCAUGGACGUGGCAGCAUCUGAAUUCUAUCGCAAUGGGAAGUAUGAUCUGGACUUCAAGUCACCUGACGAUCCUGCACGGCAUAUCAGUGGGGAGAAGCUUGGAGAGCUGUACAAGAACUUCAUCAAGAACUAUCCUGUGGUCUCCAUUGAAGACCCCUUUGACCAGGAUGACUGGGCCACAUGGACCUCAUUCCUCUCGGGAGUGGACAUCCAGAUUGUGGGAGAUGACCUUACAGUCACCAACCCCAAGAGGAUCGCUCAGGCUGUUGAGAAGAAGGCCUGCAAUUGCCUGCUACUAAAGGUCAACCAAAUUGGCUCAGUGACAGAAUCCAUCCAGGCCUGCAAACUGGCACAAUCUAAUGGCUGGGGGGUGAUGGUGAGCCACCGCUCUGGGGAGACUGAAGACACUUUCAUUGCUGACCUCGUGGUGGGACUCUGCACAGGACAGAUCAAGACUGGUGCCCCAUGUCGUUCAGAGCGUCUGGCCAAAUACAACCAGCUUAUGAGGAUUGAAGAGGCUCUUGGAGACAAAGCUGUCUUUGCUGGACGAAAGUUCCGUAAUCCAAAGGCCAAAUGAGAAGCUGGAGGCUCCAGGACUCCAAAGAACAGACACAGGCCUUCAAGCCCUUCUCCCUGAAAUAAACAAUGCCAAAAGA